UCUAAUUAUAAAUUACACAACAACAACAACAACAACGCUAUAAGAUGAUGGAUGAUAAAGAUGAACGUGAAAUUAUAAUCGAAAAAUAUCGUAAAGGUCGUGAUAAAUUAGAUAAAGAUGAAAUUAAUGCAUGGGAAGAUCCAGAUUAUGAUAUUUAUCAUGCAACUGAUCGUUAUGGUUUUAUACAUGCCGAACGACUUCCAGAUCGAUUACCUGAAUAUGAAACCAAACUCAAACUACAAGAAAAUAGUCGUUUAAAUAAAUGGCUUAAAAUGCUCAAACAAUGGGACCAGUAUUAUCCAGAUUCAGAGAAAAUUAAAUCACGUACAUAUAAAGGAAUUCCAAAUGCAUUACGUGGUGAAGUAUGGGGACGUUUAUUAAACAUACAACAAUUGAAACAAGAACAAUCAGGAAAAUAUGAAGAAAUGUUAGAUUGUGGUUUUCAAUACUCAAAAGAUAUUCGUCAAAUUGACCUCGAUGUUAAUCGAACGUAUCGUAAACAUAUUAUGUUUCGUGAACGUUAUAAUACAAAACAACAAAUGUUGUUCAAAGUAUUGGUCGCUUAUAGUGUUUAUAAUUCUGAAAUUGGCUAUUGUCAAGGAAUGUCACAAAUUGCCGCACUAUUAUUAAUGUACAUGGAUGAGGAGGAUGCAUUCUGGUCAUUAUCAGCUUUGAUGUCAAACGAAAGACAUGCUAUGCAUGGAUUUUUUAUACCGGGCUUUCCAAAAUUAUUACGUUUCGCUAAACAUCAUGAUAAAAUUAUCAAUAAAUUUUUACCAAAAGUUUGGAAACAUUUCAAGAAGUAUGACAUUGAUUCGACUUUAUAUACGUUAAAGUGGUUUUUUCAAUGCUUCCUUGAUCGUGUACCAUUUUCAUUGACAUUAAGGCUAUGGGAUGUAUUUUUACUUGAUGGUGAAAUCAUUUUAACCGGUAUGAGCUAUACAUUGCUCAAAUUACAUAAAAGAUCUAUAUUGAGAAAAUCAAUGGAAGAAACGAUUGAAUUUUUACAAAUUGAAUUGGAAAAAGAUUUUGGUUAUCAUGAUGAUUCAGCUAUACAGGCAUUACAACAAUCAGUGCAAGAAUUAAAGAAAUAUAAAAUGCUUUCACCUGAAAGACCAUCGGAUAGUGAAUUUCCAUCACGGCCAUUCGGCAUAAUUGCCACUGAACGUAUGGGUUUCGAUGAUCAAAGCAUUGCCGGUAGUGUACGAUUGAAAGGUAAUGAUGUUUCAUCGGUUUGUACUAGCCGUACCAGUGGUAGCCGUGAAGAUGUUGGAUCAAUUUCACUAUACGAUAAUGUAUCCAUCAAUGAAAGUAUUGAAGCAGCUAAACUUUCCAGUCGUAUGUCGAAUCAUUCAACAUCAACACAACCACAUCGACAAUCGAACAAAUCAUUAUCCAAUAUAUCGCCUGAUUUAAAUCGACCUAAUUCAUCGAAUCGUUCAUUAAAUGAUGAACAAAAUAAUCAUAGACAAUCACCAUCACAAUCAUCAUCGUUAUCGUCAAGAGAAAAAUCCAUAGAUGAAAUUGAAAAUGAAAUCAAUCAUUUGAGUGCCGAUCUAGAUGAAAAAUUGAAUAGUGCAAAUUUAUUCAUUUCAUCUAUUAAUCAAAGAAAUCGUGAAAAUAUUAAAAAAAUUAUCAUCAAUGAUAAUAAUGGAACCAUACCGACAUUCAAGAAUAAUUCAUCAACAUAUAAACGUAUAAUAACAUCAACUACUCGUCAAAAUAUUCAACAUUCAUCAUCACCAUUGCGAACAAAUUGUGAUAUGAAAAUUCAUUCAACAAUGCCAUCUAGUACAGAAGAGGCGAUUAAAAUAUUGAAAAAUUUUAACAUAAAUGAAUCAUCAUCGAAUGAAAAAAUGACAACAACCAAAGUGAUUAUCGAUAAUGAUGAUAAUCAUAAUAAUAGUAGUAGUGGCCAUACGGUGACCACCACAACAUCACAGUAUUUACGUAGUCAUUCAACACCAUCACCCAUAAUGAAUUCUCAUAUUCAUCAUCAUCCUCAUCAUCAUCAUCACCACCAACAUCAUCACCAUCAUAAACAUCAUAAUCAAAAUGUUUGGAUAUAA
Molecule: messenger RNA, 2069 nt
Organism: Dermatophagoides farinae (American house dust mite)
Lineage: Eukaryota; Metazoa; Arthropoda; Arachnida; Sarcoptiformes; Pyroglyphidae
Biological process (GO): regulation of GTPase activity
Molecular function (GO): GTPase activator activity; small GTPase binding
Source: RefSeq, a predicted model, not a curated record